ACAUACAUUCAUUUUGUGCAAGCUGUGGCGGUGCGAAAUAUAUUUAUUUCCAUAUUCCUUGCGCUCAUUUACGCAGCUCAGCAACAAACUGCAAAUAUCUUGCAGAACAUUUUUUCCGAAUUUUCGUUGUUUACGUUCAUAUGAAAGCAGUUGUUUUUAAAACAUUUAAACUUGCACAACUGUUCCGUUUCCACAUAUUCCAAAGGUAGAUCGGAGUUGCAACGCUAAUGGCGAACACAAGCGGACCGCUUGCAAUUGUCUAUAACUAGGAAACGAAGUAGCCGCUGCGAUAUACAAAUCCAUCCAGGUUUGCCCAGUUAAUCUGAUUUCUGAAAUGCCAGGAAACAAAGCAAAGUUAUCGGUUCCAUCUGCAAAUAAUACGCGAUCGCUAUCGCAUUUCCUCGAGCGCGCACCUCAAGCCCAGUAGCUCGAAAAGCAAUAACGAAGGGAAGGAGCGAAACUUCAUUAGCCACCCAAGAAGGCGACAAGAAGUUGUCUGUUCCUACGAGCCAUCAGAAACGAUUGUCUCUAAGUCCGCUCACGCCAAAGGUUAGGUCACAAAUUCAGACCAAGUCAGUAAAGUCGCUAGCAACUAGUUCUCAGGCAAAAAUGAGCAAUGACAUUGCAUUUGAAGCCCAUUUGAGCCAUUUCAGAGCGACCAUAGAAACUCCAGGAGAGUCAGCUCCGUCCGUACAUACCUGCAAAAUCCGUAAGGAACAAGUCCGCACACUCUGGGACAAAGCCGAGAAAGAAUUUAAAGCGUAUCUAGACACGAUUUCCAGCAUUACGACUGAAGGAGCGGAGGAGACUCUGGCGACUCUGCACCGAAAAUAUGAAUAUUGUUAUUCGGUGUAGGAGGAGCUAUCGGUUCAUCUGAGCGAGCUCAGCAUUCGACAACGACCAACACUAAUCAGUCCACUUACAUUCCGUCUGGGUGCCGGUUACCGCCAUGAGAUACUGAAGUAUUCGAAGGAGAUUAUCUAAAAUUGCCAACAUUUAGAGAUCUUUUCACAGCAAUUUAUGUCAACAACACUCGGCUGACACCGGUAGAAAAACUUUUCCAUCUCAACGCUAAAACUAGCGGCGAGGCUAAGGCAAUCGUAGCCAAGUCCCCUGUCACAAAUGAGAGUUUCGAUUCAGCAUUGGCAGCGGUUCGAGACCCUUUCGAAAAUAAAAGACUGCUAGUAAACAGCCAACUCAAACUCCUUUUUAAAUUGGGGUCCGUCAAUUCCGAAUCAGGCCAGGCUCUGAAAGAUCUUCGGAGCACAAUCCGAGGGUGUUUUAUCGCUCUGGCUUAUUCCCACAUUUCCACAGAGAACUGGGACUGUCUCCUGAUAUUCCUGUGCGCCAGUAGAUUACCAAAACUGACCCCCUCCUUUUCGGAGUAGUCCCUUUCAUCCAAGUCCGAUUUUCCGACUUGGGAUGAGAUGAACACGUUUCUUGGUGACCGAUACCGAACGCCAGAGGCGAUUGAGGAUAUAAAACCAAGCCACAGCAAUUAUUCUACCACUAAGAGUCAACCCGUCUGAACUCCUUCGAAGCUAAAGUGGUCACAAAACCAAAGGAAUUACGAUCUGUGCUCAAAAGAGAGCCAUCUAGUACGCUUACGCCAACGUUUUCUCCAGAUGUCUGUCGAUGCGCGAACCAACUACAUCAAAAAAGCAUCUUUUUAUCCCCGUUUAUUGUCCGCUCAAAAAUCUUUAUGGAAAAGAUUUGGUUGCAGGAGUUGGGCUAAAAAGAUCCCCACAGAAAAGAAGCAAAAAUGGCAAGAUUUUUUGCGCAGCUAUUCCGAGCUUGAGCAGAUCCGUAUUUCAAGUGCCGAAAUUUUGGGCGACAGACGUUCACGAGGGACUCUGUUCUACCGCUGCCGAGUCUGUCGUCGCUCAGCACGAAGAAGCAGCUCCGUGUCGUUCUCAUCAAUAAAUAUUGUACGAACUGCCUGGCUCAUCAGCACUCCAGGAGGCAGUGUCGCAGUAGCGACACGUGCAAAAGGUGCGGGCAGGACCAUCACACGCUGCUCCACCUGCACGAGAUGGCCGGGAUUUCUCGUCGGCAGCCUAUCCAGCGACAUCGUCAGACGCCUUGGCCGCCACGGCGUCAGCAGCCUUCCCCGCAACGCCGCCUAUCGCUGUCAAGGGCAGUCUGCCGGCCUCCUUCGCCAUAGGCAAGGCAAGCGCGUACACCAGUACGACGUCCAGCUUCAGCGGCAACCCCAUCAGUAGCGGCUCUACUGCAGCAUAAGAGCCUCCACAUUCUCCCGACGGCCAUCGUGUUUCUGAAGUCGGGGACCAUCAACUUCGAGACGGCCGCGUUGAUCGACCCGUGCACUUCCGUCAUCACCAUCUACAGCUCCCUGGCAACUGGGUUCAAGUUACACACGAAGACAGUGAACGGCGAAGAAGUCUGUUCGACGACAAUCCGGUCAAGAACGGACGAUUUCAAGAUCGACGUGCUCCAGAAGAUCAGCCCAAGUCUACGCAUCCGGACCCGAUCCGCGCGCUUAGUGAUACUAUGCGAGCCCAAUUCGAUGACAUCCGUCUUGCCGAUGAGCAGUUCCAUCGCCCAGCAACAGUCUCGCUGGUGUUAGGCUCGGACGUAUACGGGUUCCUAAUGGUCUGCCUGUCGCACAGGGCACGGUAUUUGGAUGGGUCGUGUCUGGAGCAUGCAUGUUUCUCCACUACGCUCUCCGAGCGGCGCUUAAAAUUUUCACUUCGUAGCUUUAAGUUAGUUUUAAUUUGCCAGUGUAACCGCAAAGUCGAAGACAACAAUAAAUAAACCGUGAAGCUUAUAAAUCGGCCCACGUGUUAAUUAUUUACCGACGACAAAGAGAACAAGUACCA
This is a messenger RNA of Drosophila eugracilis, 2840 nucleotides long. RefSeq lists its product as uncharacterized. The coding region runs from base 1626 to 2222 and encodes 198 amino acids. The transcript has 2 exons. The record is from RefSeq and is a predicted model, not a curated record. NCBI's taxonomy places the organism in Eukaryota, Metazoa, Arthropoda, Insecta, Diptera, Drosophilidae.